Molecule: messenger RNA, 1842 nt
Organism: Uloborus diversus
Lineage: Eukaryota; Metazoa; Arthropoda; Arachnida; Araneae; Uloboridae
Exons: 1
Coding region: 486-980 (164 amino acids)
Biological process (GO): double-strand break repair via homologous recombination; endosomal transport
Cellular component (GO): late endosome; AP-type membrane coat adaptor complex; cytosol
Source: RefSeq, a predicted model, not a curated record
CUCGUCAUGGAAAACUCACGAAACUAAAGAACGAACAUCGAACAUAUAUGUAUUCAUAAAUUAAAAAAGAAUUGGCGAUUUCGUGCAUGAAUUAUGCAACAACGUGCAUUUAAGUAGCGAUAUUCGAAGUUGGUUGUUUGCCUAUGAGCAUAAUAGGUCUUGUGUUCUAGACUCUGAUAGCAGUGAUUAGUUUUAUCUGAUUCAUUUCAGAAUUACUUGGUGGAAGCAAUUUUCAAAGUUUAGUUUAGAUCUCAUCGCCUUUUUCUGUUAUAAAAUUUUAUUCUUUUUACGAGUCACGUCAGAUUUACUGUUGCUUUAAUUUAAGAAUUCAAAGAGCCAAGGUUUCUCGUUUCAAACGCCUACUUAUUCUUUUUAUCUAUCACUUUAGACCAACUUUCACUUUGAAACUAUUACGGUAAAUCAGUUGAUUUCACUACCAUCAUUAAGAGGAUUUUUAUAGAGUCAUCAGGUGCUUGUGCUUAAAAAUGGUGAAUUUUUUCAUUAUAGCAGACUUGAACUGCAAAGUUCUUUAUUCAGAAGUGUAUAACUUUUCAGAAGCUUCGAAACACAAAGUUGAUGUUACUUCAAAUAUUGUACAGCAAGUCAAGAAGGAAUUUGAUUUUAAUUUCGCCUCUUCAACUGAUGUUGACUGCAGUAUUUCAGAUUUUGAUAGUAACGGAAUAUUUAAUGUUAAAGUUCAAGAAAGUCUAAAACCAACAGUUUGGCAUUCAUUCAGAGGUUGCCUUUACAUUCUGGUUUGUGAUGAUACUGAUAAUAGAGUCUUAGCAGCAAGAACAUUAAUUAUUAUCAUUAGAACUUUAAGAGAUAUUCUAAAACCUAAUACUUUAGCAGAUUUUCUUUCUGGAGCUGAUGUCAUAUCUUUGAUCUUAAAUACUAUUUUACCAAGUGGACAGCUAUUAUUUUUACACAACCAGGCAGUACAGCAAAUUACAAAAGAUAUCCAGAGACUUGCUAAAUGAAUUUUACAAAUAAAAUUUGUUUAUGUUUUUAUGAAGUUAUUUUAUAAAAUAUCAUCUGUUAUCAGUGAAAAUUACACAUUGAGUCUAUAUUUUUUGCAAUGUAAUGUUGCUUGUAAUUAUUGUAAAAAAUAAAUUGUCACAUUUGUUUAACAAGCAAUUGGGUGUGCAACUUCUCUCCCCUUUUAAUCAACUGGAUGGGACAGAUAAUAAGCUAGUUUAGAUAAAGUCAAACCAUUAACAUUUUACACCCAGAGACUGCAGUUUCAUUCUGAUUAGAACUCAUCAGUUUGGAAUAGUGAGUAACCAAGCUGAAGGCAGAUGUCAUCUCAUUGAAGCUGAAAACAAAUUGAUAGAUAAAGUAAACUUAUCUCACCAGCAAGUGUCUGCAGCAUGACAACAGGUUCGACUUGUGAAUGAAAAUACUCGCUGGCGAGAUAAAUUUACUUUAUCUAUCAGUUUGUUUGCGCUCUUAGCUUCAAUGAGAUGACAUCUGCCGCCAGCUCAGUUGUUCACUAUUCUAGACUGACAAGUUCUAAUAAAAACAAAACUGCCGUCUCUGGAUUUGAUAGCUGAACUGUCUGGUAUCUGCCUGAGGCUUAGGGACAGUAACUUACAGCCAUUAACAAUUUACUUUCACAUACUAUAGGAGGAAAUCAAGUUUUAAACAUUUAAAAGGCAAAAAAUGAUAUAUAGAACUGAAAGCAAGAGCCCCCCCCCCCUCUCCCUUUGAACUUCCUUAGCUUUUAGUACUUUUUUCUUUGCAAAAAUGUAAAAACAUUUCUUCUCCAGCAAUUAAUGAAUAAGUUAUUAAAAACUAAAUUUUAAUAACUUUAAUCUGUACUGAAUUUAGUUUCUAUGGGGA